Molecule: messenger RNA, 3189 nt
Organism: Dermochelys coriacea (leatherback sea turtle)
Lineage: Eukaryota; Metazoa; Chordata; Testudines; Dermochelyidae
Gene: PABPC1
Product: poly(A) binding protein cytoplasmic 1
Exons: 16
Coding region: 836-2746 (636 amino acids)
Cellular component (GO): cytosol; nucleus; ribonucleoprotein complex
Molecular function (GO): mRNA 3'-UTR binding; poly(A) binding; poly(U) RNA binding
Source: RefSeq, a predicted model, not a curated record
UCUUUAACGUAUGCGCGCUCUUGAGACCCUAAGCCAGCAUCCCUAGCUAGACAGUUUGACUUUCAGCGGCGCACGCGCUUUAUGUCUUAUCAGAGUCGUCACACAUCUCUACUGCGCAUGCGCUCUCGAGCUAGCUCGUUCACCCUUUGCACGUGUACGGUCGUCCCUGCGGCUGUCACGUAGCGCAUGCGCUCUCGUCCACUUCCCCUUUUCUCCUGCGUUCAGUCUGUCGUCCGCUCCUUCUCCGGCGCAUGCGGCUUUCCCUAACUCUCCUUGUUGCGCUCAGACGUUGUGCGCGUCCCCUCAGUCCCCUGGGCUGGCGCCUGCGCGCGGCGUGCAGUGCGGUGGGGGCGGGCGGGGGCGGGGCGGCUAUAUAUAGUGCGCGGCCGGGGCGGUGGCCUCCCCCUUGUCCCCCGGCCGCUGUCGGUGCUGUGUGCGCAGUGCGUGUGCUCCGGCCCCCCGGACACGCCGGCCCGGCCCCGCCGCACCAUUUAUUACUAAAAAUACUUUAAAAAAUCCAAAAAAAAUCCAAAAACCCUGAAAAACCCAUAAAAAUCCCCCCCGAAACCGGCCGGUUUGAUAUAAAAUAACCCGGUGAAGCGAAGCCCCGGACCCGGCACAGCCGAGAGAAGACACCGAGCGACCCCCGCCAAGACCAGGAGCAGCCGAGACCUCCGCCAGGGCCGGCCCCGAGCGAGCCGGGCCCUCCCCGCCGAGAAUCCGCCUCCCGGAGCCGUUAAGUUUCGAAUCUUCCACUCGCCCCUCACGGAACCCGGGGCCGCCGCGGCCUCCUCGCGUCAGUGUGACCCCUUCCCCUGGUGGAGACGGCGGCAGGAUGAACCCCAGCGCCCCCAGCUACCCCAUGGCUUCCCUGUACGUGGGGGACCUGCACCCCGACGUCACCGAGGCCAUGCUGUACGAGAAGUUCAGCCCCGCCGGGCCCAUCCUCUCCAUCCGCGUCUGCCGGGACAUGAUCACCCGCAGGUCUCUGGGCUACGCCUACGUCAACUUCCAGCAACCCGCCGACGCUGAACGAGCUUUGGAUACCAUGAACUUCGAUGUCAUUAAAGGCAAGCCAGUGCGCAUCAUGUGGUCUCAGCGUGAUCCAUCUCUACGCAAAAGUGGUGUCGGAAACAUCUUCAUCAAGAACUUGGACAAAUCAAUUGAUAAUAAAGCUUUGUAUGAUACAUUUUCUGCUUUUGGAAACAUCCUCUCCUGUAAGGUAGUAUGUGAUGAAAAUGGGUCCAAGGGCUAUGGAUUUGUACAUUUUGAGACCCAGGAAGCAGCAGAAAGAGCUAUUGAAAAAAUGAACGGUAUGCUGCUUAAUGACCGCAAAGUAUUUGUUGGAAGGUUUAAAUCCCGUAAAGAACGAGAAGCAGAACUUGGAGCUAGAGCAAAGGAGUUCACCAAUGUUUACAUCAAGAAUUUUGGAGAAGACAUGGAUGAUGAAAGACUUAAGGAACUCUUUGGCAAGUUUGGCCCUGCCUUAAGUGUCAAAGUUAUGACCGAUGAGAGUGGAAAAUCCAAAGGCUUUGGCUUUGUUAGCUUUGAAAGACAUGAAGAUGCUCAGAAAGCUGUGGAUGAGAUGAAUGGAAAGGAGCUCAAUGGAAAGCAAAUUUAUGUUGGCCGGGCUCAGAAAAAAGUGGAAAGACAAACGGAGCUCAAGCGCAAAUUUGAACAAAUGAAGCAGGAUAGGAUCACCAGAUACCAGGGUGUAAACCUUUAUGUGAAAAACCUUGAUGAUGGGAUUGAUGACGAGCGUUUACGAAAAGAAUUCUCCCCAUUUGGUACAAUCACUAGUGCAAAGGUCAUGAUGGAAGGCGGCCGCAGUAAAGGAUUUGGGUUUGUAUGCUUUUCUUCACCAGAAGAAGCAACCAAAGCUGUCACAGAAAUGAAUGGUAGAAUUGUGGCCACUAAACCAUUAUAUGUAGCUCUAGCCCAACGCAAAGAAGAGCGCCAGGCUCACCUCACCAACCAAUAUAUGCAGAGAAUGGCAAGUGUGAGAGCAGUACCUAAUCCUGUAAUCAACCCCUACCAACCAGCACCUCCUUCAGGUUACUUCAUGGCAGCUCUCCCACCGACUCAGAACCGUGCUGCAUAUUAUCCAACUAGCCAACUUGCUCAACUCAGACCAAGUCCUCGCUGGACUGCUCAGGGUGCUAGACCUCAUCCAUUCCAGAACAUGCCUGGUGCUAUCCGCCCAGCAGCUCCCAGACCACCAUUUAGUACCAUGAGACCAGCUUCUUCACAGGUUCCACGAGUCAUGUCAACACAACGUGUUGCUAAUACAUCAACACAGACAAUGGGUCCCCGUCCUGCAGCAGCUGCUGCUGCGGCCACUCCUGCUGUACGCACAGUUCCACAGUACAAGUAUGCUGCAGGUGUUCGUAAUCCUCAACAACAUCUUAACACACAGCCACAGGUUGCUAUGCAGCAGCCAGCUGUCCAUGUGCAAGGUCAGGAACCCUUGACUGCUUCCAUGUUGGCUUCUGCCCCUCCACAAGAACAAAAGCAGAUGUUAGGUGAACGGCUGUUUCCCCUUAUUCAAGCUAUGCACCCUACUCUGGCGGGUAAAAUCACCGGUAUGUUGUUGGAGAUUGACAACUCUGAACUCCUUCAUAUGCUUGAGUCUCCUGAGUCUCUUCGUUCGAAGGUUGAUGAAGCUGUAGCUGUACUACAAGCCCACCAAGCUAAAGAGGCUGCUCAGAAAGCAGUUAACAAUCCCACUGGGGUUCCAAGUGUUUAAUACAAAGAUCCGGGACUUCAAACUAGAACUUCGCUUCACCGAAGAAAAAAAAAUCUAAACAUGGAAAAAUGAUUAAAUAUUGAGAAAAACAUUGCAAAAUAUAAAAUAAAUAAAAAAAGGAAAGGAAACUUUGAAGCUUAUGUACAGAGCAAAUGCCAGGGCUAGCAAAACUAAUGCUGGUCCUAGAUUUACCUAUUGAUUUAAAACAAAAAAAAAAAAAAGUAAAAUAAAAAAUACAAAUUAAUGUUUUAUAAACCCGGGGGAAAAGAAUUUUCAGCACAGUACAGAAAUUUAAAGCAUUCCUUUCUUUAAUUUUGUAAUUCUUUACUGUGGAAAAGCUCAGAAUAUCACCACUGUUUUAGUUAACAGUGAGAAUUGAUAGCUGAGCAAAGAAACGUAAUUUGGAUUAUAAAAUUCUUGCUUUAAUAAAAAUUCCUUAAACA